GUUGUCUCAAAAAAUAACUAACUAAAAUCAGCAAAUCAACUAAAUUUUUCGCGAAAAUGCUGAUUUCGGUCGUUCCGUGUAACGUUUUUCGUUGGAAGAUCAGUUGACUGAUUCAACAUAAUUUAUUUUGAAACUUCAAACUAGUGAGCUAAUUUAAUUGCACCACUUUGGCCAUUUGUGCAUAUUAAGUUGGUAAAGCUUCGUCGAUUGUCGGUUAGAAAACGACAACAAUCAGUUGAAUAGCUCUCAGCAAAGGUGGCAUAAAAAAUAUCUCCGAUUUCUACUAAGAUUUGAAUCUUUUUAUCAUUCGCUCUUUCCAUUGUUGCCAAUCACAAAGAGCAAAAACAUUCAACAGUUGAAGUUCCGUUCAAUAAACUAAACUUAAAUAAACCACAUUCGUUCUAAAAAGGAUUUAGAAUAACUCAGUAGUUGAGUAAAUAUAACUAUUGUACUAUUGAGUAGCUAUAACCUACUUUUCAGAAUAUUAUUGUAUAAGCCAGAUAGAAACUACUUAGAGCAACUUCACCUAAAAUUAGAUUAUUGAACGGGGCUCCGGUUGUUGGAUGGAAAGAUCUAAAAAUGAGGCAGUUGAUCCCUUAAUCAGAGAUGCCAAUAAUCAGUGUAGAGUUCAAAAAUUUUCUAUAUGUAACACAGAGAUUUUCACAGACUUAUGAGCUCCCUUCAAUAUAUGAUAAUAGAUGUAACUGAUUCUUUUUAUACAUUUCUUGCAUAGUGAGGUUAUGCAAUCUUUGAAUCCGACUUUUGAAUCAAGGCCCGGAAGGCCGAGUAAAGGUAUUGAAAUCCGGAGAGCUUGGAGGCACCGAAAUCUUAUCGAGAAAAUCAGUCGAAUUUUCCCGACAUCAGACAUGAAAAAAACGUAAUGAUCUCCAAAUACUCGAUCGUAUUGUACGUGAAGUUUAUUUUCAUGUUUUUUGUCGUGAAUACGACUUACUUUACUAUGGCCGUACUUUCAAAAUUUACCAUCUGAGAGUGUGAUAAGUUUUUGAUCGUGAAUAUCUUUUGUUGUAUUUAACGUUUCAACAUAAUUUUUGUUACAUGCCAUCAGAAAUAUGAUCAUCAAUUUGUGAUUUUUAGUUCUAUGACAUAAUCACAAAUUUCAACGAGUAAAGGAGGAGUUGGCAUCACUGGGAGUACGAUGCAGUGUUACCCUCGGAAAAGUUUAAUUACAAUGUGUAUCAAACAACUUAUAGUGAAGUGAUUGAUCGAAACAGUUAUUUUGAGUGAUAGUGCUGUUUAUUAAAUAUUGCUUAUUCGCGAAACUAAAAAAUGUUCAAGCUACGGAAACUGCGAAUUUAGCGCCCUAACUUCAACCGAUGAGAAUGUACCGCCCAAAAUUGAACGACGACAACCGAUUGAAGCGCCAUUUGCAUAUCAUUGUCGGUGUUAUCAGAUUUAUAUUAUCAGAUAUAGAUAGAAUGUGUGAAAAUUUACAAGUCAUUCUUGUGAUUUAAACUGAAUUCCUAAAAUAAGUCUACAGCAAUCCCAUCCGCGAGUGUUUAUUUUAUUUUAUUUUUUCAGUAGUCGUGUGUCAUCUCGCGUUAUUUACAGCAAUGCAAAUAGGAGAAGCAGGAUACUGGCGAGAUCGUUCCCUAGAUAUUUUAUUCUUAUUUACAAUUUUGUUAUAUUUCUCCUGAGCUGAAGUAGAUUCCCGUAGUUGCACUUCGUGAUUGACCAAAUGAGUGGAAAUGUACAAUGAAGCGGGGACACACUUUUGGAAUGAAGUGAGCAGCAGAAUUGUGCCGUAGAAUUUUCGUAUCAGGACACAUAGCAAAACCACGCCGAAGACUGCUGGAAUGAAGAUGAUAGCAGAAUGUGUGCAGUAGUGGAAGUCGUCAGAGUUACAUGGGAGUGCUGCGUAUGAAAACACCGCUGGUCAGUGAAGAUGUCCGGAAUUUGAGUCGGCAUUCAUUGAAUCGAUGAAAUAUCGCAUCUGCAUCGAGUUAACACAUGCACCACGUACAUAAGCACCAGAAGGAAGACUGCUCUCAAUGUGCAACAGCGGACUAUAUGAAGUUUCGUGAUGACUGCCCUGCGAGAUACGAUUCAUUAGUCAAGUGUAGCAGCAGCUUGGGCGGGAAAGAACUAACUUUGCUGCGCCUCGCGCAUUUCAUAAAAAGUCGUUGAUCGGAGCAGACGCAAAGUAAAACAAUCGUUCAGCCAUGACGGUCGAAGGUGCGAAUGAAUCAAAAUCGCAGGAUGAAAUAGACCCGGAAACGAGCUGUGAACUGGGAUGUGGUCGCCGGAUCGUACAAUUUGUGCAAGUUUUCUGGAAAUCGAUAUUCGUUCUGGCCGUUCCAUCGGUAGCCGCGUUGCUGUUUGUCGUGGACAGUUCCCCGGCAUUCCGAUGUCUGUACGUGGUGAUUGUGAUGUCUUUGCUGUGGGUAACGGAAGCCCUUCCCCUGGCCAUCACAUCGAUGCUUCCGCUCGUGCUGUUUCCGCUAAUGGGCAUUCUGAGCACUAGUCAAACAUGCAUGGUGUACAUGAAGGAACCGAUUAUUAUGUUCAUCGGUGGAAUCGUUCUCGCUUUGGCGAUCGAGUACUGCAAUCUUCACAAACGUGUGGCUCUGAAAGUAAUAUCAGUUAUCGGAUGCAGCCAGCGCCGGUUGCAUUUCGGAUUAAUAACCGUCACCAUGUUUAUGUCCAUGUGGAUCUCGAAUACAGCGGCUGUGGCCAUGAUGUGCCCCAUUGUGCAGGCUGUUCUGCAGGAACUUGAAUCGCAAGGAUUAUGCCGGAUGUACGAGACAGUAGAUUCCGGAAAGGAAAUAGAAAGUGCCACAUUGAAGGGAAAACAAAAGGAUGAACGAAAGAAGCCAUCACGAACAACACUUUGUUAUUAUUUGGGAACUGCUUAUGCAUCUAGCAUUGGAGGUUGUGGAACGAUCGUCGGUUCUGGGACGAAUCUCACAUUUAAGGGAAUCUACGAAAGCCGUUUCCGCGAUGCACCAUCGAUUGAUUUUCCAAAUUUUAUGUUCUUCAACACGCCACUGAUGUUGAUAAACAUUGUGCUGAUGUGGACUUUUCUGCAGUGGUAUUUCAUGGGUCUCUUCAGACCAAACAGUGCACAAGCAAAGGAAUCUAAAAUCGGAAAGGAAGGCGAAGUCGUAGCAAGACGUGUCAUUGAGUCUCGAUACAAGGAAAUGGGCCCAAUGACCUCUCACGAAACCAGCGUAGCAUUUUUAUUCAUACUAGCGAUCGUGUUGUUCUUCACGCGUAAUCCAGGAUUCAUAUAUGGUUGGGCAGAUCUAUUUCCAGGCGUCCAAAUCAAGGACGGCACACCGGCCAUUUUUAUAGUGAUCGCUCUCUUUGUAGUGCCUGCUGACUGGCGGUGGUUGAACUACUUCAGAAGGAAAACAGGUUCCCUACCUCGCGAACCCUCGGGCGCCUUGAUCACCUGGAAAUACAUCAACCAAAAAGUUCACUGGGGCCUAAUAUUUUUGCUGGGAGGAGGUUUCGCACUAGCCGAAGCCAGUCACGUUUCCGGAAUGUCGGCCCUGCUGGGGAAGUCUCUAUCCGGACUGCAGUCACUUCCACCCCUAGCACUUCUGUUCGUUGUUUGCUUAACGGCACAAACGUUAACCGAGUUCACAUCGAAUGUUGCAAUUUGCAAUAUUCUCCUACCUGUAUUAGCUGAAAUGGCUAUUGUGAUAAAAACGCAUCCAUUGUAUCUCAUGUUACCGGCAGCGAUGUCCUGCAGCUAUGCUUUCCACUUACCGGUGGGAACACCUCCUAACGCAAUUGUAGCUGGAGUAGGACGACUUGCCACCAAGGAUAUGGCACUAGCAGGAAUCGGUCCCACCGUGAUAACACUGUUGGUCAUGUGGCUUGGAUUCCCAACCUGGGGUUCCAUCGUGUAUCCCGAUGUGAACACUUUUCCCGAAUGGGCGAUGGAAGGUUUGGUCAAUGUUUCCGCGCAUUGAUGUUGUUAUGUUUAAUAUGUUGAAUAAUUAAACUAUUUAUGAAAAA
Molecule: messenger RNA, 3984 nt
Organism: Malaya genurostris
Lineage: Eukaryota; Metazoa; Arthropoda; Insecta; Diptera; Culicidae
Product: protein I'm not dead yet-like
Exons: 12
Coding region: 2181-3938 (585 amino acids)
Biological process (GO): monoatomic anion transmembrane transport; citrate transport
Cellular component (GO): membrane
Molecular function (GO): succinate transmembrane transporter activity; citrate transmembrane transporter activity
Source: RefSeq, a predicted model, not a curated record